Molecule: messenger RNA, 1528 nt
Organism: Sus scrofa (pig)
Lineage: Eukaryota; Metazoa; Chordata; Mammalia; Artiodactyla; Suidae
Product: olfactory receptor 52A5-like
Biological process (GO): G protein-coupled receptor signaling pathway
Cellular component (GO): plasma membrane
Molecular function (GO): olfactory receptor activity; G protein-coupled receptor activity
Source: RefSeq, a predicted model, not a curated record
AUGCUCACCUUCAACGGCUCAGUCUUCAUGCCCUCUGUCCUCACACUCAUCGGGAUUCCCGGACUGGAGUCCGUGCAGUGCUGGAUCGGGAUUCCGUUCUGUGUCAUGGACCUUAUUGCUCUGAGUGGGAAUUCCCUGAUCUUAGUGAUAGUCAAACACGAAAACAGUCUCCAUCGUCCUAUGUGCAUUUUCUUGGCCAUGUUGGGGGCCACAGACAUUGCACUUAGCACCUGCAUUCUCCCCAAAAUGUUAGGCAUCUUCUGGUUCCAUUUGCCAGACAUCUCUUUUGAAGCCUGUCUUCUGCAAAUGGGGCUUAUUCACUCCUUCCAGGCCAUUGAAUCCGGGGUCCUCCUGGCGAUGGCCCUAGACCGCUACGUGGCCAUCUGUAACCCCUUGAGACACGCCAGCAUCUUCUCCCGACAACUCCUGACUCACAUGGGAGUUGGGGUGACACUCAGGGCUGCCAUUCUCGUAGCACCGUGCCUGGUACUUAUCAAAUGCCGUCUUAAACACUAUCGAACUGUCGUCAUCUCCCACUCUUACUGUGAGCACAUGGCCCUCGUGAAGCUGGCCGCUGAAGAUAUCCGGAUCCACAAGAUCAUUGGUCUGUUUGUUGCCUUCACCAUCUUAGGGCUUGACAUCAUUGUCAUCACUGUGUCCUAUAUUUCGAUCUUUAUCCCUGUCUUUCGGCUGCCCCAGAAGGAGGCACGAUUCAAAGCCUUUAACACCUGCAUCGCCCACAUCUGCGUCUUCCUGCAGUUCUACCUCCUCGCCUUCUUCUCCUUCUUAACACACAGGUUUGGUUCUCACAUCCCGCCCUGUGUUCACAUCCUCUUAUCCAACCUUUAUUUGCUAGUCCCACCUUUUCUCAACCCCAUUGUCUAUGGCGUGAAGACCAAACAAAUUCGCGACCACGUCCUGAAAAUAUGUUUAGAUCCAAAACAUCCUGAUCACUAGUGGCUCCUUCUAAAGAGAUUUCACGUUAGUACAACAACGUUGCCGCAUCAAUAGGCUAAAAGCUGAAUCUUGCAUAAACUGUGAGUCUCAGAGGCUCAUAACGGAAGUGAAAUGUAUAAGGCAUCAAAUCCCAGGAACCUGGAGUUCCUCCUUUGAGAAAGAGUAAAAUUCUCUUACGCUGUGAUUUCAAAAGGUGGGAAACACGUUUCCAUUAUGCUUCUGUUUCUGGCCUCCCUCUUCAGAUGGGGCUUUCUCUCUAGCAACGCUUAGACCUCCCUUGAGAAGAAAAUUGCAGAAACCAACACUCAAUUGCAGACAAGUUUCAGGGACCAUGUCACACAAUCACACUCUCAUACGGCUAACCCAAACCACAGGCAUAAUUUUGUCCACGUCUCUUUUCCUAAUAUCUGCCUAUGAAUCUCUCUUUUGACACAUUUGGAACUACUGCUCUAUUUUUAUCUCCUUUUCUGAAAUACUGAUACCUACAACAAUAAUAUACAUACGUAAUACCAACAUCAACAGAAAAACUAAUGCGAGCUAGAGUCUCUAUACCUUGUUAUUUGCACAAGAA